Molecule: messenger RNA, 1614 nt
Organism: Chionomys nivalis (European snow vole)
Lineage: Eukaryota; Metazoa; Chordata; Mammalia; Rodentia; Cricetidae
Gene: Dmkn
Product: dermokine
Exons: 20
Coding region: 1-1563 (520 amino acids)
Biological process (GO): cornified envelope assembly
Source: RefSeq, a predicted model, not a curated record
AUGAAGCUGAGAGGGUCCCUGGCCUGUCUCCUGCUGACCCUGUGUCUGGGGAGCGGGACAGCCAGCCCACUGCAGAAUGGAGAAGGCAUAGGAGCAAGCGCUUCUCAAGGAAUGGGAGAUGCUGUUAGCCAGGGAGUUGGAGAGGCUGUGGGUCAAGGGGCCAAAGAAGCAGCCAGCUCCGGAAUCCAGGAUGCCCUUGGUCAGGGGCAUGGAGAGGAAGGUGGCUAUGCACUGAGGGGGGCCAGAGGGGAUGCUUUUGACCACAGGCUCGGGGAAGCAGCGCGAUCUCUGGGGAACAGUGGCAAUGAGGUUGGCAGACAGGCCGAGGAUGUCAUUCGACGCGGGAUGGAUGCUGUCCACAACUCCGAGUCUUGGGGGACAUCUGGAGGCCACGGAAUGCUUGGCUCUCAAGGAGGUCAUGGUAAUCCCGGUGGUCAAGGGACUCCCUGGGCCUCACAAGGCAACUUCGGAACCAACUCUCUGGGUGGCUCUAUGGGUCAGGGUGGCGAUGGCAGGUCAUUCAACUAUGAGGCCAAUGCUCAGGGAGCCGUGGCUCAACCUGGCUACGGGUCAGUGAGAGGCAGCAACCAGAACUCAGGGUGUACCAACCCCCCACCAUCUGACUCUCGUGAAAGCAACUAUGGGGGAAGCAGCAGUGGUGGUGGCAAUGGUGGCCAUGGUAGCAGCAGUGGCAAUAGUCAAGGUGGCAGCAACGGCAAUAGUUAUGGCAACAGUGGAUAUGGCAACGGUGGCCACGGCAACGGUGGCCAUGGCAACAGUGGCCACGGCAAUGGUGGCCACAGCAAUGGUGGCCAAGGCAACAGUGGCAACAGCGGUUCUGGGUCCCGGGACAUAGAAACGUCUAAUUUUGAUGAAGGCUAUUCAGUCUCCAGGGGAACUGGCUCGUCCUCGUCCUCGGGCAGCAGAGGUGGAAGUGGUGGUGGGAACAGACCCGAGUGUGACAACCCAGGGGAUGAUGCACGCACGGCUGGAGGAUCUGGGAAUCAGGAAAGUAGAGAAAGCAGCCGUCUCCUUGGGGGCUCCCAUGACUACCAGGAGCAUGGGUACAACGGGGACAGUGGGCACAAUGAAGCUGUCAGUGGACUCAAAACUAUGAACUCUGACCCGUCUUCCUCGCCUUUCAACUUUGACAGUUUCUGGGAGAAUUUUAAAUCCAAGAUGCCUUUUAUUAACUGGGAUGCCAUAAACAAGGGCCAUCUCCCGUCUCCCAGCACUCGAGCCUUACUCUACUUCCGUAGACUCUGGGAGAAUUUCAAACGCAAGACUCCUUUCUUCAACUGGAAGCAGAUUGAGGGUCCAGAUCUGCCGUCUUUGCAGAAGAGGGCAGGUGGCGCUGAGCAGGUGAGUCUCUCUCCUGAAGCAGCAAGACAAGAGCUGUCAGCUGUCACAUCCAAGAACUACUACAAUAACCCACAGGGGAAUCCUACUUAUAACUGGCAAUACUAUACCAAGGCCACCACUGCCAAGGGAGCAGUCACACCUUCAUCGUCCUCGGCUUCCCGGGCACAACCUGGCCUGCUGAAGUGGCUGAAGUUUUGGUAGAAAAUUUCUUCUAGUCACUGCUGACCCUUCAUGAACACAGGUCUUCAGGGA